Molecule: messenger RNA, 3277 nt
Organism: Jaminaea rosea
Lineage: Eukaryota; Fungi; Basidiomycota; Exobasidiomycetes; Microstromatales
Exons: 6
Biological process (GO): phosphorelay signal transduction system; regulation of DNA-templated transcription
Molecular function (GO): sequence-specific DNA binding; DNA-binding transcription factor activity
Source: RefSeq, a predicted model, not a curated record
UGACCGUAGGGCGCCGAUUCUUCGACUGUGUCUGGACCUGAGGCCUCAGCCAAGAGUUGGCGCCACAGAGCCACUUUCCGUCGCAUGCUGUCGUGGUCAACAAGGAGAAUCGACGCGCGGCAAGCGUUUCUGUGUCUGUGCGGAGUUGGUGUCGUCACCGGCCAAAUCGAGCGCCCAGUCGAUCUCACCGCUUGACAUCACAGGGCUUCAAUUCGGCGUCCCUUUGCCUCGUGUCUGACCGCUCUCCGCACCUGGCCCUUCAUUUCACUUCUCGAUCACCACACAUUUGCAGUGAAGUUGACAAACAAAGGCCUCGACAGACAUCUCAGCACACCAACGACGGACGAAUUCAAGCCUGCAUCGUCACGCUUCAUCGCUAUCAACAACGGCGCACCGGUCAGUCGUCGAAUCCGCGCCCUCGCUGCGCCCACUACCAUCCUGACAGACCAUGUCUGGGCGUCAAAGCCAGCCAUGGUCGCAGCAGCCUCCCAACGGGGCCGGAGGGAGCACAUCCACUCACAAUAACACCUGGCAAGCGGGCAACGGCGCUUGGACGAGCAGCGGCCCCCCUCGUCAGCCUCAGCAGCCUCAGCAGCAGCAGCAGCAGCCGCAGGCGAAUCAAUUUGCGCCCAAUCCAGUGCAGCAACAGAGACCGCCGCAGCCGAUGUAUGCCCCUCAACACCAGCAGCCAAGGGACCCCGUCGCCACUGGCUUCCCUCAGCAGGGUUUCGGAGCAUCGCAGCACGAGAGACAGCUUUCAGGCCAUCAGCAGCCAGUGCCACAACAGCAGCAGCAGCUCAACAAUCAAUUCGCUCCACCUCCUGCUUUUGCCCCCGGUACCUUUCGCGAGUGGCAUGGCCAUGCGCCACCCUCGGUCCUCACACCUACGUAUGAGCAGCCACAAUUCAGCUUCCCACCAGGCAUGCAGGGGCAAUUCACGUCGCAGCAUCCCAAUCAAAUGAGGGGCGGACAUUCUCAGAACGACGGCUACUCGGGAAUGAAGGGGGAGGAUGAUGACAAGGGUGCAGGUGGGGGGCCCGGUGGGCAGAAGCAAGGCACCAGCGACUUUGUCAAGAAGCUCUUCACCAUGCUCGAUGAUCUCUCGUACUCAUCCAUCGUCUCUUGGUCUCACACGGGCGACUCGUUCGUCGUACGCAACAUGAACGACUUCACCAAGCACAUUCUGCCGCGACACUUUCGUCAUUCCAACUUCGCCAGCUUCGUCCGUCAACUGAACAAAUAUGAUUUUCACAAGGUCAAGAACCCUGAAGAGCAGGCGACUCAAUCCGUUGACCAAGUCUGGGAGUUCAAGCAUCCAGACUUCAUCCGAGGUCGUGAGGACUUGCUCGAGAACGUGCGUAGGAAGCUGCCUUCGGGUAAGAAGAAGGGCGGCGCUGGUGGCGGCGGAGACGAUCGCGACCUCAGCCCCACAAUGCUCAACCCUGCAGAGGCGGCCGAGAGAGGUGCAGAAGAAUAUCAGCAGCUCAAGGAUCAAAUAGCGACGCUCACUGCGGCUCAGGACCAGAUGAGCGGUCACAUCUCCAACUUGACCAAGCAGUACCAAGGCGUCAUAGGCGAGAUGCUGACCUUCCAGCGCAACAUGGUCCAACAAGAUCAGUUGAUGCAAAAUCUCAUCCAGUAUCUCAUGAACCUCGAGAACGAUCGCAAGGUCGAGGCCUCGAGCGUCGCCUCCGGAGCCCUCGCAGACGGCCCCUUUGUCCCAGCUCAAGAGGCACAGAAGCUCAUUGGCAACUAUCAGGAUGUUGCAGAAGCCACCUUUGGACAGAUGAGCCAAAUUUCACAGCGUGUGGCGCAGUCAUCGAAUGACGAGGCGACAAGAGGAAAUGAUUCGUAUUCAAAGGGUGGCAACGGCGGCGGUCAUGACUCGUACAGCACACCAAGCGGCCAAUCGACAGUUGCAUCACCGACAUCGCAAGCAUCGAGGGUCUCGCGCCAUUCGUCCAUUCGCCAAUCGAUGGCGGGCAACCUCUCGCCAAAGAGCAUGGCCACGGUCCCUUCGCCGGCCACUGUUCCGUCACAAAGCGCCUUGACACCCGCCGUGUCUGAGCGACCACAGGGCAUCCUGCGCAACAAUUCAGACGGCAAGAGCGAUGAGAUGAGCAUGUUCCUGCACCCACCACACCUCGACGAUGACGAGAGCAACACGCUCUUUAACACGGCCGCCAACAUUGUCGACAAUCCGAGUCUCGCCGGCUUCGAGGGAGCUGGACUGCGCGUGUUCACUGUUGGCACACUGCAGCCUCGCGAGGGCAGUAGCGCCGAUGGGGCGGGUGGCUCCUCUCUUAAUGCAGCUCUCGGGCGUGCGACGUCAGAGGGUAAUGGCGAGAAGCAAGACUACGGCAUCUCCGUUCCCCCGCUCGAGGACCUACCCGCCGACAUGCCCAAGGUCGACCAGCGCACGACUUCGACGACCACCACACCAGCGCCAGACGACGAUGGCGACGAAGAUGCAGAUGGGCGUCGCCGCUCUCUCACGCCCAGCGAUCCAGGCUCAAACAUGCUCCGCGUGCGUCGCUCAACAUACGUCCCUGGAUGGGCAGUCCCACCUCGCGUACUCCUGGUAGAUGACGAUGCCGUCUGUCGCAAGCUCUCUUCCAAGUUUCUUCAAGUCUUUGGCUGCGCGAUCGACGUUGCAGUGGAUGGAGUCAAUGCGGUUAACAAGAUGACCAUGUCUGACUAUGACCUCGUGCUUUGCGACAUCGUGAUGCCCAAUCUCGAUGGUGUGACGGCUACGUCCCUCAUUCGACAAUUCGACCCACGUACUCCCAUCAUCUCCAUGACCUCGAACACCUCCCCUGACGACCUUCUCACCUACAUGUCCUCGGGCAUGAACGAUGUCCUGCCUAAGCCUUUCACGAAGGAGGGGCUACUCAAUAUGCUCGAGAAGCACUUGAUUCACCUGAAGACGGUGCAGAAGAUGGACCAGAUCCCCAAGCAGCUCGGUCUCCCGCCGGUGAGCAAGGAGACGCUCGAGGGCGUACUCCAAGCCACCGCGGCAUCAGCCGCUGCGCUCGGUACUUCAGGAGCAUCGGGCUCUGGCAGCGGCAGCGGCGCAGGCAAGGGCAACGGCAACGGCGAGAGCAGCGGCUGGCCCUCUUCUUCUUCUCCUGGAUCAGGCAAAGCACUGCCAGCCGCAGCCAUGAUGGGCAAUGGCCCCAAUGAUAACCCCAACGUCGUCAACCCGCUUGCUGCUAUGGGCUUCUCGGACGAAGAGUACAUCAGCAUGAUACAGUCGCUGCUUGCUGCGGGAACUGUU